Molecule: messenger RNA, 1968 nt
Organism: Xenopus laevis (African clawed frog)
Lineage: Eukaryota; Metazoa; Chordata; Amphibia; Anura; Pipidae
Product: oocyte zinc finger protein XlCOF6-like
Exons: 2
Coding region: 1-1968 (655 amino acids)
Source: RefSeq, a predicted model, not a curated record
AUGGAAGAAAAAACAUUUACAUGUAUAGAAUGUGGGAAAAUCUUUUCUAAUAAGAGAAACCUUGUCUACCCCUACACAACUCACACUGGGGAGAAACCUUUCAUAUGCACAGAAUGUAAGAAUAUGUCUCCGUCCAUUCUAUUCUCAUGCACAGAAUGUGGCAAACAGUUCCAGAAUAUGAGAAACCUUACCAUACACCAGAGAAUUCACACAAGGAAUGAAACGUUCCCAUGUACAGAAUGUGGCAAACUGUUCUCUAAAAUGAGAAACCUUAUCAUACACCGGAGAAUUCACACAAGGACUGAAACGUUCCCAUGUACAGAAUGUGGCAAACAUUUCCCUACAAAGACAUACCUUGCCAUACACAAGAGAUUUCAUUUAAAAAGGGAAACUUUCCAGUGUACAGACUGUGGCAAACGUUUCUUAACAAAGUUCAGCUUUCAGCACCAUCGUAUUACCCACACAGGGGUGAAACCUUUCACAUGCACUGAAUGCGGCAAAUGUUUCUCUUUAAAGAUGUACCUUAUGAAACACCAGACAAUUCACAGAAAAAGGGAAACUUUCCCAUGUACUGAGUGUGGCAAACCUUUCUUUACAAGGGCCACUCUCCUUUGGCAUUCUAUGGCCCACACAGGGGAGAAACCUGUUGCGUGCACAGAAUGUGGCAAAGGUUUCUGUACAAAAAUAUCCCUUAAAAGACACCGGAAAAUUCACAUAAGUGUCCACACAGGAGCUUUUACAUGUACAGAAUGUGGAACGCAGUUUACUCGUCAGCAAAGCCUUAAACUACACAUAAAACGUCACAUGGAAGAAAAAACAUUUACAUGUACAGAAUGUGGGAAAAUCUUUUCUAAUAAGAGAAACUUUCUCUACCCCUACACAACUGGGGAGAAACCUUUCAUAUGCACAGAAUGUAAGAAUAUGUCUCCGUCCAUUCUAUUGUCAUGUACAGAAUGUGACCAACAGUUCCAGAAUAUGAGAAACCUUACCAUACACCAGAGAAUUCACACAAGGAAUGAAACGUUCCCAUGUACAGAAUGUGGCAAACUGUUCUCUAAAAUGAGAAACCUUACCAUACACCGGAGAAUUCACACAAGGAGUGAAACGUUCCCAUGUACAGAAUGUGACAAACCUUUCUUUACAGAAGCCAGUCUCCAGCGGCAUUCAGUGACUCACACCGGGGAGAAACCUUUUGUGUGCACAGAAUGUGGCAAAGGUUUCUGUUCUAAAACAUCCCUUAACAGACACCGGAAAAGUCACUUAAAAAGGGAAACUUUCCCAUGUACAGAAUGUGGCAAACCUUUCUUUACAGAAGCCAGUCUCCAGCGGCAUUCAGUCACUCACACAGGGGAGAAACCUUUUGUGUGCACAGAAUGUGGCAAAGGUUUCUGUUCUAAAAAAUCCCUUAACAGACACCGGAAAAGUCACUUAAAAAGGGAAACUUUCCAGUGUACAGAAUGUGGCAAACGUUUCUUUACAGAAGCCAGUCUCCAGCGGCAUUCAGUGACUCACACAGGGGAGAAACCUUUUGUGUGCGCAGAAUGUGGCAAAUGUUUCUGUUCUAAAACAUACCUUAACACACACCGGAAAAUUCACAUAAAAAGGGAAACUUUAUCAUGUACAGAAUGUGGCAAACCUUUCUUUACAAAAGCCAGUCUCCAGCGGCAUUCAGUGACUCACACCGGGGAGAAACCUUUUGUGUGCGCAGAAUGUGGCAAAUGUUUCUAUACUAAAACAUACCUUAACACACACCGGAAAAUUCACAUAAAAAGGGAAACUUUAUCAUGCACAGAAUGUGGCAAACCUUUCUUUACAAAAGCCAGUCUCCAACGGCAUUCACUGACCCAUACAGGGGAGAAACCUUUUGUGUGCGCAGAAUGUGGCAAAGAAUGUGGCAAAUGUUUCUUUAUAAAGAUGUUCCUUAACAGACACCAGAUGAAUGGGAAACUUUCCGAUGUACAGAUGUGA